AUGGCAACCAUCCUCCUCAUCCUCGACGUCCAAAACGGGGUAAUCGACAGGCUCAACAACACAGAGCCCUACCUUGAACGCCUGGCCUCAACCAUCUCUUCUGCACGCAAAGCUAACGUGAAAAUUAUCCACGUUGUCACCGCCUUCCGCCACGGCUACCCAGAAAACCACCCAAACAACUCAUCUGUACCCGCUGUCGUCGCACGCGGUGAAUAUCUCGAAGGCCACUCGUCCGUGCAAGUCCACCCCACCAUCGCACCUGCAUCUGGAGAGGUGGUCCUCACCAAGCGUCGUGUCUCCGCCUUCUUUGCUACUGAACUCGAUCUGCUUUUGCGGUGCGCAAAUGCCGAGUCUAUCGUUGUCGCGGGCCUCAUCACCAGUGGAGCUGUAUUGUCGACUAUUCGCCAGGCAAUGGAUAUGGACUACCGUCUCACGGUCUUGGAGGACUGCUGCAUGGAUCGGGAUGAAGAGCUGCACCGCGUGUUGAUGGAGAAGGUCUUUGCUCGCAAGACGGCUGUUAUUUCGGCGCAGAAGUGGACCGAGAAGCUUUCCAUUGAGAAGGAGCAGUAG
Molecule: messenger RNA, 570 nt
Organism: Penicillium digitatum Pd1
Lineage: Eukaryota; Fungi; Ascomycota; Eurotiomycetes; Eurotiales; Aspergillaceae
Product: cysteine hydrolase family protein
Source: RefSeq, a predicted model, not a curated record